CGAACGGUCUGUUUAUCGACAAAUUGCAAUUCCAGCUGGAAACCGCUGCACCGGCGGUAAUCAUAGCUGCGCAAGAUGUCGUCAGAUCAGGAAAACGACACCCCUCCGCCUCCUCCCGAAAAACAACCAUCCAUCGACGAAUCAUCAAGGGCCACCGCCAACCCUGAGCUCGAAGUCGCCAAGCUCAAGGCCCUCCCUGCCGAACAGCAAGAUCUAUUUCUGCUUACAUAUGUUGCGAAACUCGUCGACUAUGUCCUGACUCUCUCAGCAGACGACUGCACUGCGCAGCAGAUGUACGUCAAGAAAGAGGUGUUCCAGAUCAUCAACCUGACCACCCCUCUUCCCUCGAGGGCCAUACGAAACAACCUGGGCAAAUGCCUGGCACACAUCUUCAGCAUUGGCGACCGAAAGCUGCUCUUCGAAACGAUAACCGACCUCUCUACAAUCAUCUCGGGCGCCAAGUCCAAGUCUGAGGUGGACGCGCGAACUAAGCAUGCCGCGGUCGUCUGCCUGGGUGACGUCUUCGCCACCGCGGGAGACAGUGCUAUUAGCUUGCACCAGCUUGCCUCGGCAGCUGUGAUUAAGCUUCUCAAAGCUUCCUCUACUAAUGCGGGCCUGAGAGCGGCUUGCCUGACCACUCUGGGAAAGAUUGUGUCCUUGAUUGAGGGCUCCAUGGACGAGGUGGUUUGCAGAGACAUGUGGAAGCAAGCGAGGAACCUGGUAUCCGGCGAUAAAGCAUCCAUGGUUAUUGUCGCAGCUGCACAGUGCUGCAGAGUCCUGGUUACACACACGCAAUACUUUCAAAACUCGAGCGACUUUGAUAAACUUGAAUCCGCGCUCUUCAAGGCCUUUGAUUCAUCCAACAGCCAGGUUCGCCAUGCUGCUGCUACUGCUUUCGCAGAAGCCCUUGCACGUGCUUUUGUUGAGGGCUCAGCGGCAGACACUGCCAAGGCAAAGAAGACCAAGCCAAAGCUGAAGCGACAGUCGACACAUCCCGGCAUAAUUGGCGACGACGACGAGCUACCCUCACGAUCCGCAAGUCCCGCACCGGGCGGCAAGCGAACACAAGACCUUGCUAUGACGCUAGACGAUAUUUUGCGAGAGCUUUCUAGCUUCUAUGUUAAGCCUACAACCUCAAACCGGGCUCGUGCAGCAGUCGGUGUAUGCUACAGCAAGCUCUUCCGACGCCUUGGUGAGAACAUCAUCGAGGCCAACUUUGUUACAAUUCUCGAGGUGCUUGCCACUGAGAUUCUUGGAAACGCUACUAUUCUCAACAACCGCUAUCGACUGCUCAUGUCACGCCGCAUCAUUGAGACUUUGCUCCAAGAUGUUAUUGGUCGUAGAAUUUUAGGAGAGUCUGGUCAGAUCGCCGCCGCGGAGUCGCUGAUCAACAAGGUGCUGAAGAAUUACCCACAAGCACUUGCUGAACGCCCGGAGCCCUCCAAGCAUAUCCUAAUCACUUCGUUAAGUGUGGUUGGAUCACUCAUCAACUUGCUCGGAUCUGCGGCCAACAACUUUGCCGAAUCCUGCCGCGACGGCCUUCUCCAGGUUUUACAGCACCCGAGCUACUCCGUUCAGGUAUUUGCUUCGCAGUGCAUGAAGACUUUCGUUAUCGCAUGCCCUCAGCAGCUGCUUCCUUGCCUCUCUGUGUGUAUGAACAGUCUUACACGUGAGCUUGGAUUAUUGGGCAGUGGACGCAACUCACCCCGCCGUUGUAUCGGCUUCGCUCAUGGCCUGGCAGCCACGCUCAGUGCUAGUCCAUUGCGUCCUUUACAUGGCUCACUGGAUAUUAACAGCCGCGUGUUUACCAUGGCUACGAAUCUGCUCAAGUCAAGUGGCCAAUCUGAGCUCCGAGUCUCCUCGACACAGAUUCAGGUUGCCUGGAUUUUGAUUGGUGGUCUGAUGUCUCUGGGUCCAAACUUUGUCAAGAUUCAUCUUUCACAACUGCUUCUGCUGUGGAAGAAUGCGUUGCCAAAGCCAUUGGCCAAAGAAAACACAUCUGCACGCAGCUUUCUAGAGUCAUCGUUCCUAACUCACGUUCGAGAAUGCGCUCUUGGUUCUAUUCUGUCAUUCCUUGAAUUCAAUAACCGCUUGCUCACUGUUGACGUAUCUAAGCGUAUUGCUGCCAUGCUUCAGAGCACUAGCGCAUUCCUUCGCACCUUGCCAGCCAAGCGAAUCACAGAUGAUAUUUCACAGCGACUGACCCCAUCACUUCAGCUCCAGGAUCUGGAAAUGAUGGUACAGCGACGUGUCCUGCAAUGUUAUGUCAAGCUCGUCAACCAGAGUCCUGCAGGUGGCAGCGAAGCUCUCCUGCAAUCCAACCUUUUGACACUUGCAAUCUCAUUAUUUGCCGACCCUGAUAACUUUACGCCCAACUCAUUGAGUGCCUCCAUUGCGAAUGCUGCUGCCACAUUUGACUCCAUCUGGGAUGUUGGAGAUAACAGUGGCUUUGGUAUUACAAGUCUGGUCUCAGCUUUCAAGGUUCGCAGACUACCGGGUCAGCAUGACUCGACGGUAUCCGAUGAACCACAGUUUGACACGCCAGAGGACGCAAUUGACCAACUUCUUAACUCUCCUAUUUGUGGUAGCAUAGAGCAUGAUGCAUCGGCGCUUUACAUUGGUACAAGGGCGAGCGACAAUGAGCUACCAGGACCAGCAGCCACUGAAGUCAUUGAUACUGCAAUCCAGUUAUUCGCCUUUGCAUUCCCUUUGACUCCAGCAAAGGUGCAGGAGAGUAUCCUUGAACAGAUCCGUACCUUUGCGUCCGCUGGAUCUCUCCAGCGAGACCCUGCCCGGAAAGCGGCCAUUAAUGUUAACAUUGCGACGGCAAUCUUGGCUACUAUGAGAGUUGCCGUGAAGGAAACCAAGUCCCCGGCAGGUAGCAUCUCUGAUAUUGCCGUUGAGAGGUUGCUCCAGGACAUUGUCCGCGACUUUGUCAUUGACCCGGACCAGUAUGUUCGCAGCUUGGGUUAUGCCUCAGUUGCCAGACUAUGCAACGUCUACGGAAAUGCUUUCACCAAUACCGAAAUCAAGUACCUUGUUGACACAAUCGUGGGCAACCGUGAACCUAGUGCCAGAGCUGGUUGUGCGAUGGCUCUUGGUGCUAUCCAGACCAAGGUCGGAGGCAUGGCUGCGGGAUACCACUUGAAGACUAUUUUGGGUAUUCUCAUGUCUCUUUGCAAUGACCCUCACCCUGUUGUGCACUAUUGGGCUCUCGAGGCACUGUCUUUGGCGUCUGAUGCUGCCGGGCUCAGCUUUGCUGGCUAUGUCCCAAGCACCCUCGGCAUGCUGGCGCAGUUAUUCGUCUCCGAAACUCAUCAUACCGAGAUUGCCUCGACUGUAUCGAUGAAUCUCGAAGCUGAAUUCUCUACUGUAGCUGCUCUGGCCAAAUGCGUUGAUUCACUCAUCAAUGUUCUUGGUCCUGAUCUUCAGGAAGCAAACAAGUCAAGAGAGCUCAUCUUCACGUUGGUAGAUCAGUUCCAAAAGUCGGAUGAGCCCGCUGUUCAGAAAGCAGCACUAGCCUGCCUGGAACACCUGUCCCUCUAUGCGCCUGGCCAAAUGAAUUUCGCAGACUACGUUAAGCGUCUGCAAAGCUAUCUUAUGUCGGAUCAGGCCACGAUACAGGAGAUUGCUGUUGACGGACUCUACAACAUCAUGAAGCGUAACCCUAAGGAUGUCUUCGAGGCUGCUAAUGAGGGUCUCGAAGACCAGUUCUGGCUGUUUCUGGAUGCCAAUCCCGAGCAGGAGACAACAAAGAACAUCAUCCGCAACUGGAUGCACCAGACCUGCCUCACAGAGACUGGCUUCUGGCUGCACUUAUUCCAAAAGGUUCUUAAGAUGACUCGACCUAAGCUCCAGCGUCAAGGCGCAAAUGCUGUUGCCUCUGCAUCGGGCAUGCCAGAUCUUCAAGAUGAAGAAGUCGCUGGAUUUGCUGGUAGCACCAAAGAUGAUUCACCCAACGCAGCAUCUUCAGAGGCCGAGCCACUUCGCUGGCAAGUUCGCACCUUUGCCAUUUCAUGUAUCUUCGACAUGUUUGCUAUUGUAGCCAAGGAUGUUGCGGCAAACGGCGAAUCUAUUGCCCAAACUGCUUUGCAGGCUAAGAUUGCUGAUGUUGUUCGCAUGGCCUUCUCUGCCUCGACCUCGAGUGUCCUGGAGCUGCGUAUUUGGGGCCUGAAGAUUAUCGGUGUUGUGCUUAAGAUGUUUGGCAAGACUCCUGACCCUGACUUUGAAGAAGCCAUGCUUCUUGAGCAGUACCAAGCGCAGAUCAGCUCUGCCUUGACACCAGCCUUUGCCGCAGACUCAUCUCCUGAGCUUGCUUCGGAAGCUGUCAGCGUUUGCGCCAGCUUCAUUGCCACUGGGAUUGUUACGGAUGUAGACAGAAUGGGCCGUAUUCUGAAGACACUCGUCAGCGCUCUCGAGAACUUCUCCACAGAGACUGAGAAUGCAGGUAUCGGAGACCUGAAAGGGCUCAGUUCCAACGCACAAACCAUGAUCAAGAUCUCUGUCUUUUCCGCAUGGGCUGAGCUUCAAGUUGCUAGCAGUGAGCAAAAGUACCUGCUGGAAGUCUUGAAGCCGCACAUUGGAAGCCUCACACCACUGUGGCUAGAAUCAUUGCGUGAGUUUGCGCGCUUGAGAUUCGAGCCCGAUAUUUCCAUGACGCUAGGCCCACCAUCUCUGUCUGGCAGCCUGGACUCCAUUUACGCGGCCCUUAACCGUGAGACCCUCUUACGAUUCUACCAAGCCGCCUGGCUUAAGCUUGUCGACGCCAUUGCUAGUCUCAUCGAGCAGGACAGUGAGUUUGUCUUUGAUGCUCUAGAUGGAAAGGAAGCAACAAGCCUCAACACCAAUGGUCAGUCCAAGUCUGGAAUCAACUACCGUGAUGAACCAGUUGCGUUCUUCUUCGUGCUGUUUGGACUGGCCUUUGAGGCUCUGGCAAUUCGCCCUGGCCAAACCGAUUCGUUAGCUACACAGGAGCAGAUGCUUGCCAUCUUGGAAGCUCUCAAGAAGAUUCUGCACCCGAGUGUUUCUGGCCACGCGAUUUACAGACCUGAUGUAUUCGCUGAGAGCAUGGAUCUCCUUGACCGCCUGGUUCUCACAGAAGGUCUCGAUGUGCAAAAGGUUAUUGUUGACAUUGCGAGAUCCAUGUGUGUUACUCACCCUUCUGCACGUCGUCAUUCGACAGAGGAGGGUGAUCUCUCAGAGGACAUUGACCAGCUCUUUGAGCUGACUCGCAUUAUUGUCCUUGUUCUCUCGGGCAUGCUGCCAAACCUAGCUGAGGGUAACCAACCUGUGCGUCAUCAGAUGAACGAAGAGGCUAUCCUUCUGGUCAAGACGUCGCUCGAGGCUUUGGUAGAUGCCGCUGAAGUAUUCCCCUCCAUCAUCAAGACUGAUCUUCACGCCUGCAUUAUCCACAUCUUUGCGACUAUCUUGGCCACUCCAUCCUGCCAAGAGCUCAUUGCGCCACAAUCGCUUGCCAUUCUGAAGAGAUUCGUCACCAGCAUGUCGGAUGCGCCGAGAGAAACACAGGAUGGACCGGUGGCUACCGACACGCAGCUGCUGGGCUGCCUUCGCCGUUUCCUUUCCAUCUACCUGAAUGCGCAAAAACGAGAGGCUGAUAACGCAUUGCUCUGCGUUAGAAAUUCGCUGCUUGCUAUAACCAUCCUCUUCACUGGAGGCAGGAAUUAUCUCGGAGCGACAGAGCCCCUAGUGGCCAGAUAUCUUGAUGAACUCAUUGAGUGUCUAAACGACCGAAUGACUGCUAAGAUUGCUGCCAACUGUGUACGAUCUCUCCUGUUACAGUCAUCACCAACAGCGGCUGAUUUGACGAUAUCGAGAUACUUGAUUCCCCGACUCAUUGCCUUUGUUACAGACACGGAGGCUGAAGACCCGGAAAAGGCAAGAUCUCUGGUCGCUCACACGCUCGCGUUGUAUGUUGGCGUUGUAGACAAGGACAAGAAGGCUGCGGCGAUGAGCCUGGUAAUCCCGACGCUCAUGACGCGGGCCACUGCCGAAGGCGAGGGACUGUAUCGUGAGACAAGUUCCCGACUAUUGGAGCUUGCAGAAGCAGACCAGAAUACCUUUAGAAGUGUUGUGGCUUCGCUCAGCGCAGCGCAGCGCGGGCUGUUGGAACAAGUCAUCAAGUCUGGCAGACAGACGGCCGCAAACAACGACAAUGGUGAUGACGACGAUGGUCAGCCGACGAUUGCACUAAAGAUGAACUUUGGGGGUUAAAAUGGAGGCGGUUCUGCUUUUUGAUUGUAGCGUUUAGAGUCAUGACAUAUAUACAUACAACUUAUAAUGAAAAAUACCACGAUGCAGCUUUUAGAGAAUCCGAUAAGCUCUAGAUUCUUGGUGAUCCUUCGUAGAUAUUAGAUCAACUAUGUAAUUUUGAAGGCAAAGGUGUCGUCCACAGUGGACUGAUCUUCACCAUCGUCGUCCUUCCACAGGCUCAUUUCCUUAUCAUCAUCUAGUAAACUCAAUAGUCGCCCAUUUUGAUCAUUGGAAAGAAACAGAAUAGGAUCUUGGUCUUUCAAGUUGAGCCAUGUUAUUUGUGGCUUGACAGGCGUUGUGGACGGCUUUUUGCGAAGCAAGUAGUCGUCCGCCAGCAGUGUCGAAGGCCCCUGUGACAAAGGAUCCCACAGAUAAGAGACUCCGGGCCGUGUGUCGUCUUGGCAGGAGAUCAAAAGCAACUCGCGCGACGAAUGAUGCCAUGAGAAAGUGACGGGUGAGUGGAAGACUAACACGGCGCGGAGCUCAGCAGUUGAGAGGUCCCAUAUCCAGAGAGUGCUCGGUGCAUCCUCCAGUUUUGUGGCGAGAAGUGAAGAAGAAACAUCGAAUAAUGCAGAAACGCAUCCAGUCUUGAGUUCUGCCGCGGCCGCUGAGUAUGCCUUGCUAUCUGCAAGACCACCUGGCGAGAUGGCUUGUGUCGCGCGGACAAAUGUGCAUGUUGGCUGGCCAUCUGGAGAUACGCCAAGCUGUUCCUGCCAGACUUGGAGAGAAUCCGUGGGCUCAAUGGUAGACGGAUGUGUGAGUGCUAUUUCACGCCGCCAUUUUGCAGUGCUGAUGAUGUUGAUGGUCGUUGAGUAGUCUGCUAUGGCGCAGAGAUCGGACAGCGGGCUAGGUUGACAGAGUCUGAUGCCCGGUGCAAGGUCGAGAUUCUCUGGUUGUGAGAGAACACCAGCGUCUAAAUCCUGGAAUAGUUCGCCAUCUGGCGUGUAGACCCAUAACUUGUGCCCGUGGGCUGCAGACUCCCAGAGUAAGAGCCACUCGCCAUUAGGUGUCCAGAGCACGCCCUGCGCGUCGACCGAGUCUGCGUUCCAAGAGCGCUGGACCUCGCGCGUCACCGGAUCAUGGAUACUUAUGACAUCUUUGCCCGCUGUGCGAGAUAAUAUGACGAGGUCGCCUGUCUUUGGGCGAAUAGCGAAUGUUUUGGAAGCUGUGCCUGGGUGAUGAAACUUGGGGUUUGCCACAUCGACGGCUCUGGACGAGGAUAAGUCGUAUAUAGAGAGUUUGAGGCCCACUGCAGAGCAAGCAAUGACCUCGCUAUCGCGCGCCCCGAAUUUCACAAGCGGCGCCUUACCGGGUCCGAGACCGGGACUAUCAAUGGCGGCUUUGAAGGAAGCAUCGAGCGCGGAGAAGACGUAAAUCUGCUCAGGGCCGGCCACGAGGAGGUAUUUCGAUGAGGGCGACCAAGCGAAACUGGAGAAUGGCUUGGAAAGACUUGCAGGUAGCUGGAUGGUGUUUUUGGUGCGCAGCGACUGUGUUGAUAUCACGGUCACGGUGGACGCGUUGAGGCUAGCGACGAGAGAGCCGUCUGGGCUCUGCCUGCAGAGCGGCGCAACUGUUAAAAAUGAAACAAAAUAGUUAGCAUAUGAAGCUUGGUAUGUAGAACAACGAGAUAUUUG
Molecule: messenger RNA, 7904 nt
Organism: [Torrubiella] hemipterigena
Lineage: Eukaryota; Fungi; Ascomycota; Sordariomycetes; Hypocreales; Clavicipitaceae
Source: the annotation of a GenBank genome assembly